Pogonomyrmex barbatus (red harvester ant) is the source of this 1529-nucleotide messenger RNA. RefSeq names its product FERM domain-containing protein 8 Bili (gene Bili). NCBI's taxonomy places the organism in Eukaryota, Metazoa, Arthropoda, Insecta, Hymenoptera, Formicidae. The record is from RefSeq and is a predicted model, not a curated record. Gene Ontology annotation, cellular component: cytoskeleton; plasma membrane. Gene Ontology annotation, biological process: negative regulation of canonical Wnt signaling pathway.
AUUGAUAAAUAAUAAUAUAAUAUAUAUAAUUAAAAAUUAAAAGAAAAUGGAGCAACAAAAUGAUUGCACAAUUCAGAGAGGACAACCGUUACGUCGUUAUCCAAAUGACUACAAAACAGAUGGACUCCCCACCUUAAAUAAAACAGUGACGAAUCAGCCGCAGUAUUCGAAUACAGGAAGACCUACGAUACGCAUAGCUGUUUAUCUAAUGACAGGGGUAUUUUUAACGAUGGAGGUUGAACAAAACGUGACUGCACAACAGAUUUUCACGAUAGUGCAGUCAGAACCGGAACUAGGUCUAUCGAGAUUUUCUUUGGUAACCACUACGCCAGUGUUUGCAUUGUGGAUGUGUUGUUCGCAGCUGGAGAUUCAGCUACGUCCAACACACAGGCCUGUGGAAUUGGCCGCGAAGUGGAACUAUCUUGUAAACAAAUACAGUUCUAAUACGGAAAACUCUGAUGAUGAGGAACCUUUGCUAUACUUUCGUAGAAAUGUAUUUCUCUCUAGGGUAGAGGAGGAACAGAUUAAAGAUACCAAAGUGCUUGAAUUACUCUAUGCAGAAGCCAGGCAUAAUGUCCUGCAAGGACGCUACGCGUGUGAUGGUCCUGCACGUUAUGCCAGUUUAGGAGCGUUACAGGCCCGAAUUGAACUUGGGCCUUAUAAUGCACAAACCCACACAUUGGCAUUUUUCCAUAGACAUCGCGGCCGAUUUUUACCACAUCAUUAUGCCUCUCCCAGUCUUUUAUUAGGAUUGGGACUUGGAUUGGGAUUGAUAGGUGGCAAAGGAGCACCUGAAGCACAUCUUCUGGAGCAAUACAAGCGAAUACCCAGUCACAACGGUAGUGCUAACGCCAAUCCCAAAAAAUUGAUCAGAAAGUAUCUUGAGUUCUGUUGGAACUUGCCGUGCUAUGGAGCAGCCUUUUUUCAAGGGCAAAUCGAGCGACCUGUCAGAGGACUCGCAUCAUGGAUUACUAAUCGCGAUAUGCAGAUCCUCAUUGCAAUCAAUAUAUCAGGAGUGUACAUUGUUGAUGACAUGCAGUGCAGCUUGCUAUUAGGGCUAAAAUAUUCGGAAUUAAGCUGGGAAAUGGCGAAACCCUCGGAUGAAAAUAAUCCAGAUUGCCUGCCUUGCUUAUUUCUGCAAUUUCCAGUACGAGAAAACGGAGCGCGUGUCUUUAAGAUUCUACAAGUAUUCUCGAGACAAGCACCAAUGAUGGAUACUUUAAUAUCCGGCUUCGCCGAGGAUUUUCGUCGUCAAUUUAUUAACAGCGAUAACAACAACGACCAACUAGAUCAUCCGCUAGUUUCCCCUAGUGGAAGUUUUACAAAUAAACUUAGUAAAUUCACGCUGGCCACUUUUGAUGAUGAAGGUCGAUGCAUUGGUCAAAUGGGUUCGUGGUCCUUUCGGUAAAUACAGUGUGAUUAUACAUUUUAUGAUGCCAAUAUAUUCCUUGAUGAUACAAAAUGAAUACGAUUUUUGUAAUAAAUAAGAAAACGUUCUUACACAAUCUAAUAUACUUACGUAAUAUACA